AUGUUGUUCCUCAAAAUUUUAUCGAUAUUUUUAUUGUAUUUAGUAAUUUAUGGCCGUGCGAACAAAACAAUUGUGGAUAAAGGUGAUUUUCAAGAGAUUUUAUACCUAAAAUUUUAAUUUUUCCCAUGAAUAAUAUAAAUUUUUCGAAGUUUAGGAAAUAAUUCCACAGAAUCCUCAGAAGAAGACUUCGGACAGGGUUUCUUUGGUGACGAAGGCGAAUCUGAAGGUAAAUUUGCACUUUUUUCUGUUUAUUUUUCCGCUUUUAGAGCAGAUUGAUGACGGCGACAGCGAUGUGAGCGAAGAAAGGAAGCCCGAGGACUUUAUAAACUCGGAACUGACGCCAGUCAAACUGGAAGGGGACCAUGAUCGGCCGGAGGAGACGAUUUCCAUCAUCUCCAGCGCCUUCAACAACAAGUAAUUAUAUUAUUCAUGGCAAAACGGAGGGUUUUUUGUUUAGAAAGUCGUUCAGUUGCCCCAAAAUCAAGUCGGACUUUGUGACGGGCAAGUCGACGGCCGACCUCAGCCCCGAGGACAUUGGGAUUAUCGCGGCGAUGGGGGAUUCGUUGGCGGUAAGAGUUUUUCGAUAUUGUAAUUGAUAUUUUAGUCAAAGAAAAUGGUUACAAAGUCGUUUUUCUGGUCUUUCUUGCCCUCAAAUUGAACUUGGAAGGAAGAAAAAGCUCUGAUCCGCUCUUUGUUAGUGCAAAAUGAACGUCGGUGAUUGAUUUAUCCAUCAAUUUCGACGAAAAUUUGAGAGAAAAGAGCAAAGAACGGAUUUUCGAGACGAAAAAAUAUAUUUUGCCGCCGCUUUCGAGCUUGGCCAAGUGGGAAAAUGUCACGGAAAAAUGGCCGAGAAGGAGCGGCCGCGAGGAAUUUUGCAAAAAAUGGAAAUUUAUAUUAUCCAUGACGUUUUCGUGGUCCAAAAGAAAAUUUGGGCUAAUUUCAUGGGAAAUUGUGGUAUAUAAUUGAGAACUGAGACGAUUUAGGAAAAUGACGAUUAGAGAAACCGAAAAGUAUUACUUUUCUUCUAUGCAAGUGUCGAAAUUGGGAUAAUCGAUGGUGCUGAUUCCGAAAAUGACAUUCAUUUUUUUGAUAGUUAUUUUUUCCAUAGUACUGUAAAGUAGUUAUUUUUUGAUUUUUUUUCAUGAAUACUCGAUUUGGGGGGUUUCGAUGGCACUGCUUUCAAAACAGAAAAAAUGAAUAAGAUUUUCGAAAUCAGCAUCAUCGAAAACCCCUAAAUCGAGUACUCAUGAAAAAAAAUCAAAAAAAUUACUACUUUACAGUACUACUUGAGGAAAAAAGUAACUAUCAAAAAAAAAAGAAUCUCAUUUUCGAAAUCAGCACCCUCGAUUAUCCUAAUUUCGUCACUUGCAUCGAAGAAAAAUAAUACUUUUCGGUUUCCCCAGUCGUCUUUUUCCCCAAUCGUCCCAGUCCUCAAUUAUACACCACAAUUUACCGUGAAAUUAGCUCAAAUUUUCUUUCAGACCACGAAAACGUCAUGAAUAAUAUAAAUUUCUAUUUGUUGCACAAUUCCUCGCGGCCGCUCCUUCUCGACCAUUUUUCCGUGACAUCUUCCCACUUGGCCAAGCUCGAAAAUUUUCCAUUUUUCGCCAAUCGUCCAACUACAUACAAUUGAUGUUUUGGGUAGCACAAAUAAUUUAGGACCUAUAUUUUUAGACCGGCCGAGGUCUCUGGCCCAGGACCGACAUCGAUUUUCGUGGCGCCGCUUUUCCGAUCGGCGGAGAUGCCACAAUUGAUGGAUUAAUCACGAUCCCUAAUAUUCUCCGCGAAUUCACCUCCGAAGACAGUCUUCAUGGGGUCUCGCAUGGCAUGGGAGGGACGAACGAACUCCCGGCACAUCAAUUAAACGUCGCCGAGAGCGCCGCCACCACCGGAACCAUGCCGAAACAGGCCAAGGAGUUGGUAAAACGGAUCAAAACCAUGAAAGAAGUGGAUUUAUAUAACACUUGGGCCAUGGUUAUCAUUACAAUAGGGACGGAGGAGGUAUGAUUUUUAUGUUUUGAUGACUUUUGCAAGGAAUUUGAGGCUUUUUGGUAGUUUGGACAUUAAUUUAUAUUACACUACCUUCAGGUGUGCGGGAACUGCUCUGUGCCGGAUACGGAAGCCCUGAUCAAAGCCGUGGAUAUUCUGAAAGCUGGAAUACACAAGGCUCUUGUCAUUUUACUCGGUCCCAUCCAUGUUUCAAGCUCUUAUCAUCAAAAAGCAAACCUUUUAAAGUAAGCAUACCUAAAGUUAUAUCAUCAUGAUUUUACCUCUUCGAUUUUGAUGAAACUUGGUCAGAAUUUAGAUUAAGAAAUUCUAAAGUGUUUUGGAAAGUUUGAGCUUGCAAUUUUCAAAGAAUUUCGAGAUUUUUUGAUAGGAAGUCUACAAAAAAUUUUUUCGAUUUCUCCGCUGCGGAUGGAAGUUUUGACCUAAAAUUUUCAGAGGUUAAUUUACGGAGUGUGCACAGUGUUUGUGAUAAGUUUCAUAGAAAUCAAAGAGAAAAAUUUUUGAUGAUCUUCUGACCUAGUGUAAUAUAAUUUUAUGUUUGUAGAACCCGAUGCAGCUGUUCAAAAGACCAAUCAAACGAAUUUAUGGAGAAACUAAGCGCUGAAUGGUCCAGAGCAUUCGCCGAGGUUGCGGAACAUGUCGCGGCCUAUAAGGUAUACCUAAAAUCAGUAAAGCAAUGUAAUUUUGCGCAAUUCCAGAGCAAAAACUUUGGCGUUUUGACCCUCCCCAUGCUCACAAUCACUUCAAGAUAUCCCUAUUCACUGUUCAUUCCAAACAGACCACUAUUGAAUCGACGAGGACAUAAUUACGCGACAAAAUGGCUCUGGAAUCGACUGAUCGCGGGCCCAAAAUACAAUUUAUCCAAAGCUGUACUGUCUCAAGAUGCUUAUUUCUGUCCGUCGGUGGGAUGUCCGUACUUCAGAACGCCCGCCAACUUCCAUAAAUGCUCGAUUUUGAAACAUUCGGAGGCCGAGGAAAUGGAGCGAAAGGCGAAGGAGAUGACUUUGAUGGGGAAAAUGACCCAACACGACCAUUAUAGGCACGCGUUGGGCAUAAUUGGCAUUUCCUCGGUGACUGUCAUCAUAUUUGGCACCUUUUUCUACUACAGAAGCAAAUUGGUAAGCGAUUCUUCGGAGGAAUUUUGAGGUUUUUUGGGAUCAGGUCCCCUCAUGAUUAAUAUAAUUGGAUUUCAGGGCACCAGAGGCCGAUUUGACGCCCCACCAGUGCCGGAUGGACUUGUUUACAAGCCCUAUUCGUUGUCGGUCAAGAAAUUAAAUGAAUUGAAUGAGGGCCAGACAGAAGAAGGGACAGAUUCCGCCCUUCUGCGGAGCCGACCACCAAGCGCUAUGCCGUUUGAUGUUUCGCAGCAAAACAUCUUCAAAGAGUUGUCGAGGUGA
Messenger RNA from Bursaphelenchus xylophilus (pine wood nematode), 3404 nucleotides. NCBI's taxonomy places the organism in Eukaryota, Metazoa, Nematoda, Chromadorea, Rhabditida, Aphelenchoididae. The record is from the annotation of a GenBank genome assembly.